Rhinopithecus roxellana (golden snub-nosed monkey) is the source of this 772-nucleotide messenger RNA. It is a transcript of the gene SPINK2, whose product is annotated as serine peptidase inhibitor, Kazal type 2. Gene Ontology annotation, biological process: spermatid development; negative regulation of serine-type endopeptidase activity. Gene Ontology annotation, molecular function: serine-type endopeptidase inhibitor activity; protein binding. The transcript is spliced from 4 exons. The record is from RefSeq and is a predicted model, not a curated record. The coding region runs from base 71 to 496 and encodes 141 amino acids. Lineage: Eukaryota; Metazoa; Chordata; Mammalia; Primates; Cercopithecidae.
CCUCCCCGCGCCCCUUUCGAGUGGCGCUGGCACCACAGCGCAGGGGCCAGACGCCCGGCGCGGGAGGAGGAUGGCGCUAGCGGUGCUGCGCUUGGCGCUGCUGCUCCUGGCAGUUACCUUCGCAGGUAGCGCUCGGAGCGGUCCUGGAGAGCGGGGACCUCUGGAGAAAAGCGGGAGAGGGAGUCACGCCGGCGGCGGCCCCUGCCCGGCUCUGGGCGGCCUCGGCGACGGUACCCGCACGGCCGUUACGGGCGGUUCCCCAGAGGACCUGUCGCCAGGUGGAGGAGCGCGAACUGGGGGGUGUGGCCCUCUGUUCCGUCGAUUUUCAAAAUAUAAAACGCCAUUCUGCGCUCGGUAUCAAUUACCAGGAUGUCCCAGGGACUUUAAUCCUGUGUGUGGCACUGACAUGAUCACUUAUCCCAAUGAAUGUACUCUGUGCAUGAAAAUCAGGGAAAGUGGUCAAAAUAUUAAAAUCAUCCGAUAUGGACCCUGCUGAUGGAGCAGUUUACAGAACAGAAGGAGAGACCACCUUCACUGGCAGACUAGAUAAAUUGUGUUUCCCCCUUUUCUCUUUUCCUGUAUUUCUUUACAUAAGAUUUGUUAACACACAUCUUCUGAGAGCAGGUAUGGAAGACAGCCAUGUGUAGUGAUGGAUAAUUUAAAUAAAAACAGAAUCCUUGUUUCUUGGCUUUUGCUCCUAGAGUUAGGCUUGCUGCCCAGAUAACUUGUGCAUUGCUUUAUUUAGUUGAAAUAAAAUCAGCAUUGAAUUCAG